AUGCACGGCAUUCAUGAAGGAGAAAAAGCUGGCGAGAAGGCAAAAUCUGGUGGCUUUGGAAUACUCGAUUCGGUGAAAGGUGCUGUAUCAGGUGUUGGCGAGAAAAUAGGCCAUGUUGCCGAAUCAGCGACCGAAGUUGUAGGAGGCGCAGUAGAGGGCGUUAAAGACACAACAGCAUCUGCCUACGAUAAGGUAUGA
Cooperia oncophora is the source of this 198-nucleotide messenger RNA. The record is from the annotation of a GenBank genome assembly. Lineage: Eukaryota; Metazoa; Nematoda; Chromadorea; Rhabditida; Trichostrongylidae.